AUGAGGUGCUUAUCUUGGAACUACCGGGGUCUCCGAAGACCCACGACAGAAAGGUCCCUCCGGGGACUUAUUCGAGAGAAUGAUGCGGAUUUCUUAUUUCUCUCGAAAACUAAGGUGAGCACGGAAUUUAUGGUUCAACUACUGAAUAGGUUGGGUUUUGUAAACUCCUGUUGUAUCCCUGCAGAGGGCACUGCAGGUGGUUUUUGUGUAGCUUGGCGAGUUGUGGUGCAAGUGGACAUCCUGGAGGUGUAUGAUAUGGGUUUUAAGGUGAAAAUAGAAGCUUCUCUUGACUACCCUCAAUGGGUGUUGUUCUGUAUUAAUGGUCCUGCAUAUGCUGUUUUGAAGAAAAAUUUCUGGGAUUGGUUGAUCCAAAUUGUUCAACAGUGCAAAGAUGCUUGGGCUAUAAUGGGAGACCUGAAUGUUAUCAUGGAUGAAAAUGAGAAAAUUAGGGGACGUAAGUACCAGUUACGGGAAGGGAAUAUUCUAAAGAACUUUAUGUUCAACUCAGGAGGUGUCGAUCUGGGUUUUGAAGGUGCCCCGUGCACUUGGCAAAAUGCAAGAUCCUUCUCUCAUCAUAUCCGUAAACGCCUGGACAGAGUUAUCGCGGAUGACCAAUGGUGUGUCUCCUUUCCCAGAGCCUCGGUAGUACAUCUGCCGAUUUAUGGAUCAGACCAUGCCCCAAUAUUACUAAAAGCUUGGGGAGAAUAUGAAAAACUCUUGUAUCCAUUUCGUUUCUUAGAAGUAUGGACUACGUCAUCAGAGUGUGGCAAUAUUAUCUCAAACGCUUGGCAAUCAGUAGCGUCAGGAAAUGAGGGCACUAUCCUAUGCAGCAAGCUGAAAUACACAAAGAAAGAAUUAAAAAAGUGGAAUGCCAUGAGAUUUGGCCACUGUGAAAAACGGCUGCAACAUCUUAAACGCGAUCUUGGAGUUAUCCAAGAAGCUACGGUAUCACAGGAAAACCUUGAAAAAGAAGCCACUAUCCAAUUAGAAAUUCUAAACUUGGAGGAGAAAAUUGAACGAAUAUGGAGGCAAAAAUCAAGGGAGUGCUGGCUGAAAUUUGGAGAUAACAACACGAAAUUCUUUCAUGCUUCAACGUUGAUCAGACGAAGACGAAAUCGUAUCAGUUGUAUCGAAGCUUCUCCGGGUUUAUGGCUAAAACAGCGACAGCAGAUUGGAGAUUACUUCCUCUCAAAUUUCAAAAAUCUGUAUCAGACUACAGACCCGAGCCUUGGUGAUGAGUUUGAGUCCUUAUUCAGACCAGGUUACUAUGGAGGAAAAUGA
This is a messenger RNA of Cannabis sativa, 1281 nucleotides long. RefSeq lists its product as uncharacterized. Gene Ontology annotation, molecular function: catalytic activity. The transcript has a single exon. Lineage: Eukaryota; Viridiplantae; Streptophyta; Magnoliopsida; Rosales; Cannabaceae. The coding region runs from base 1 to 1281 and encodes 426 amino acids. The record is from RefSeq and is a predicted model, not a curated record.